AGGUGGCCUAGUCUGGUAGCCUUGGUCUUGUUAAUACUGGGCGGGAUCCUCAUCAUCGUCCUUGCUUUUGUCGCUCCAGGGAUCGUGAAGGAGUACGCCGAGCAAGCGAUCGUGGUAGAACCUAGAAGCCUUUCCAUCGACUCCUUCACCGCGUCCGGCGUUCGCACUCGGAUUCAAGCGAGUGUCUGCCUAGAUUCCCGUCGAGUAUCACAAGACCCGGUCCGUAACCUGGGCCGCUUCUUCACCUAUCUGGCCGCGGAAGUGGAGACUGGCGAGAGUGAUGUCGAGGUCUCCCUUCCCGAGUACGGCAAUGUCGUCCUAGGCACUGCUCAAGUCCCGCCGAUCAAGAUGAGUAUUCGAGACGGUCAGUGGAAAUUCAUCGAUAUCCUCGUCGACGUCAGGCCUGGACAGGUAGACGGUCUUCGCAGUAUUGCCAACGACUGGAUCGAUGGUCGCCUGGGUCGCCUGCGCGUGCUUGCUAAAGCACAAGUUCCCCUCUCGAGUGGCCUGAUAAACGUCGGACGUCAAGACAUCCGACAAGAGCUCAUGCUUUCCAACGGUAAAAUCCCCAAGAUGCCAGCUUACAAGCUGAAGGAUGUGUCAGUUCAUGAGGUCGAUGGUCCGAAUGGCAACAGUAGCGCUGUCGCGGUUGAUGCCAGCCUGGGUGUGAUGAACGACUACCCUGUCGAAUUCACAGUCCCUCCUCUGGAAUUUGACAUUCUUGUCGAUGCAUGUGCAGAAAACGACCCUAACAUUGUUGUUGCUCGAGCAAGAACUCAUGAGCUCAAUGUGAAGCCUGAGCAGUUGUUAGAUGCUCGAGUCACCGCUACGAUGCAUCACCUCCCAGCCUCUCUCAUCCGCGAUUGUCCGAAUGCAGGCGAUUCGCCUCUCGAUCGUCUAGUCGGCAAUUACCUCCACGGGAAAAACACUACCAUCUACAUUCGUGGCUCACCAAGCCUCUCUUCGAUCGAAUCUUCCUCCUCAGAACAACUCCCAGCUCCAGAGAGCGAGGCACCUGAAUGGCUCACUGGCCUGCUCUCAUCUCUCACCCUUCCCAUACCUAUUCCCCCACCUUCUCUGGACAAAAAUCCACUCAUUCGAAAUUUCUCACUCACCAACACUCAUUUCGAUCUUCCCGACCCAUGGGCUGAAGACCCAAAUUCACCCGAGGCCAAACCUCGAAUCUCUGCUGAUGUUCGCGCGCUGGUCGCAUUACCUCCACCGAUCGCACUAAACCUCAAAAACUUCGACGUGGACCGCGUUCGUGCCGAUGCGGAUGUUCUGUACAACGGAACGAAAUUUGCCGAGCUCGAUCUGAGUGCCUGGCAGCGAGCUAACCUGACCCACCUCAGCACCAAGAAAUCUCAGCCAACUCUUCUCCUCAUUCAGUCCCACAUUGACCAAGCGCCCCUCAUCAUUACAAACGAAGAUAUCUUCACUAAAGUGGUGGAGAAACUGAUCUUUGGCGGCAAGGGCUCGAUCGUCCACCUACAAAUUGUCGCGCAAGUGGAUGUCGAGGUCGUCACAUCUCUCGGCGAUGUUGUGGUUCGCAAAUUGCCGGCGCACGGAGAUGUGCCUUUGAAACAAUCCGCACCACAACCGCCUCGUCACCAACUCCCUCCCAAGACUAACCUCACCCUCCUGAACCCGCACCUCACCGACCUCCGCCUACACUCCAGCACCCGUACCAGCCUCGUCCUCGCCGCCAUCUUCGGCUUCACAAACCCUACGCCCUACAGCGCGCAAAUCCCCUAUUUCUCCGCGGAAUUCCUCAGCUCGGGACAUUUACUCGGCGGGAUCACUCUCGGGAGGAAUACGAGUGUGACCGAGGGACGGAAUGAAGAUGUUGGGGUGUCGGUGGAGUAUGCACCGCUUUUACAGCAGCACCGCGCAGGCAUUUCGGCGGAGGACGAAGGACGCAAAGCCCGGGACGAAGGACGCGCUUUUCUCGGUAAAUUCAUCUCCGGUGGAAAAGAAGACCUCGUCCUCGGCGUGCGCGGUUCCCCGAGGACGUUCAUCCCCGAGGGAUCUCCCGCGGCGAGGAAUGAUAAGAUCAGGAUUCCGAGAGGAUUGUUGAAGAUCGGCGGCGGCGGUGGUGGGAUGCAAGAUGAUGACGACACCAACGAGGGCGACGAUGGGGGCGACGAUGACGGGUUGCAUUUCAUCCAAGAUGCAACCUUCCAUCUCUUUUCUAGCUCCGCGACCACCAACACCGCCGUCCCUCCAAAACCGACCACAACCCUCCAUCCCAUCGCGCACAUCUUCUACUCCGACCCCUUAACAAUCCCACCACCCGCGAAAAGACCCCUCGACCCCCCCGACGACGACGAUGGAAUUCCAGGGUGGACAACGCCCAAAUUACCGGUUGAAUGGUCGCUGGGUAGUGUCGGGUAUGAGGCGGUGCGCAAGGCGCUGGGGGGAUCGUUGAAGGUUGGCGCUCGGGCGGAGAUUGAUGUGGGGAUUGGAGAGUGGAGGGAACAGAAGGUCGUUUUUGAGAGGGAGGGGGGCAUUGGGGCGAAGGUGAGGUUGUAG
Dissoconium aciculare CBS 342.82 is the source of this 2532-nucleotide messenger RNA. RefSeq lists its product as uncharacterized. The record is from RefSeq and is a predicted model, not a curated record. Gene Ontology annotation, cellular component: fungal-type vacuole membrane. Lineage: Eukaryota; Fungi; Ascomycota; Dothideomycetes; Mycosphaerellales; Dissoconiaceae. The annotation marks the transcript as partial. The transcript has 5 exons.